AUGAUUCGUAUUGGAAAAGUCUUUCUAUGUUCUACCUCCAUUCAACAUGUCUCUGGCACAGUCACAGUGUCAAAAGACUACAGGAAAAUAGAAGCUGAUGAGAAACAGCUCUUGGAGGAGGAGGCAAAAAGAAAGGAAUACGAGAAGUAUCCAUUACGUUAUCGUUUGUUGGAGUGCAAACCCGGAUUGCCGCUUGCGUUGACAAAGUUAAAAUAUCUUCUCGCUUGUCGAAGAACACAUCCUGAUGCAGGUGGCGAUGCUGAGGCGUUUUUGCGUGUGAGUCUUGCCUAUCAGGACGUUAUGAAAGAUUAUGGUGUGGAGACUGUGGAGAAUAAGGUGGUUAACUUGGGCAAUUUUCAAGUGGAUGAUCAUGAGGCACGAAACUACUUGGAAGCACGUGCACAAAUAAAGAGUUUUAUACCAAUUUCUACAUUGGAGGAUCAUAUUCGUCAAAUUGAAGAGGUCAGGGCACGAUUGGGAGACCAUUUGGCAGAUAGAAUAGCAGCCAAUGACGAUGAGGCUAUGUUGCUUCUGGAGGAUAUUGAAGAGAUUAUGGAGGAGAAUGGUCUUCGGACUAUUCGUCUCGAGAUUCUUGAGGAUGGAACAGCUCAAGUAGAAAAGGUGAGUCUCACUGAUGGUACUGAAAAACCACUUUAUCUUGAAAGUAACACCAGUCCAGUGGGAAAACAACGUAGUAGGGGUGAUAUUCCUAGUGAUAAAACAACUACUGAAGGGGAGAAGGAAAAAAAACUAAAUGAGAAUGAUGAUUCAAAUACUAACUUGGGAAAAGAUGCAACAAGUAGCCAGAAUACUCUCCGCACGGCAGAGGUUAGUGCUGAUGAUAUUGAGGUUCUUACCGCGAAGAAUAAAGUACAAGAUCGUACGGAUGUUGCUGGAUUGGCUUCUCGGACAGCUACUGAGGUAAUGCGAAAUACAGAGGAGGCGAAACAAAUCCGUCGUGAGUCUUCUGUACUUUUUGUUUAUGUGUUAUGUAUUUUCUUGCUGUUUUACGUAUACAUAGAAGGAUUAAUGCGUGCAAAAUCACAACAGAAAAAACGUCCUGAAGUAAUGGAACACGUCACAACGGACACAAUGCUUCCAUGGUGGGGAAAUGAUGUUGAGUACGAAAGUCAAGUUAAAAGAAUUUUUGUUGAGGAGUGGCGCCGCGCCCGUGCGAGUUCACGUCGCGUGCAGACGUUUCAAGAUGGAGUGGCUCGUGAAUCUCUGGAUGAGCGUGAUAAGAGAGAAAUGGAUCUCAAAAUAUUUACAGUGACAGCAGAACGACUUCGUGAGAUGAGGGAACGUGUAGAAAAGCACAAUGGACGUCAGUAG
Trypanosoma theileri is the source of this 1332-nucleotide messenger RNA. RefSeq lists its product as uncharacterized. The record is from RefSeq and is a predicted model, not a curated record. Lineage: Eukaryota; Euglenozoa; Kinetoplastea; Trypanosomatida; Trypanosomatidae. The coding region runs from base 1 to 1332 and encodes 443 amino acids. The transcript has a single exon.